This is a messenger RNA of Pangasianodon hypophthalmus (striped catfish), 2608 nucleotides long. Its product is annotated as cortexin-3. The record is from RefSeq and is a predicted model, not a curated record. Bases 523 to 888 code for a protein of 121 amino acids. Lineage: Eukaryota; Metazoa; Chordata; Actinopteri; Siluriformes; Pangasiidae. The transcript has 2 exons.
GAUGAUAAUCUUUUAUUCACCAUCAUAUUUCAACAAGUAGUAGCUGACAUUUCUGAAAUUUUCCUAAACGGGUUGCUGAAAUCACGGCUAAAUAAGCUCCUCGCCCUGGCAGUGCAGCUAUAAUGACGCGGAAGCGGGGACACCCGUUUUUUUUUUUUGUUUUUUUUUUUCCGGUUCCAGAAAAUCCCGCGCCGUCAUUCGCGUCUUCAUUCAGCAGCUCGCGCGCGCACGGCGGAGGCGCGACUGUGGGCGCGCGCGCACACGCACACACACACACUCACUCACACACACACACACACGCGCGCGCGCGCUUCAUGCGGUCGUGUUUUAAAACACACAGCAAACCGAGAAGCUUGUGUGGCUUGUUCUUUCCACGCCAGGAUUUUUCGAGUGAAGGCGCGCGCUCGCUUCCGCUCCGCUCUCCUUCGCCUCGCUCGCUCUGCGUCUCCGUGCGGCGCAGCUGAAGGCGCGAGCUGACGGUAGAAUGGGCGAACCCCUCCGGUUUCCACUGUAACUCUGGAAAUGGAGCCCACAUUCCCGCGGGGAGACAAAGAUGAGGUCCAUGUGGAGAAGCCGGGCCGUAUGCGUGCCGUGAGGAUGCGUGGUGAGGGGCUACUGUGGGACGACCCUCUGCACUUCUCGUGGCUGAUGGAGGCCGAGUCGUUCACAUCGUCAGUGCAGGCAGGUGGCCCCAUGCCCGGCACAGCCAUGACACUCGAGCAGAAGACCACCUUCGCCUUUGUCAUCUUCCUCUUUGUCUUCCUUUGCAUGCUGAUUGUGCGGUGCUUCCGCAUCCUGCUGGACCCCUACCGCAGCAUGCCCACCUCCACCUGGGCCGAUGGCCUUGACGGGCUUGAGAAGGGCCAGUUUGAUUACACACUAGCAUAGGGGAGGAGCACGUGCACACAGACAGACACACACACACACACACACACAAACACACACACAGCACUGACAAGAUACACCUAAUAAAUGAAUCACAAACAACCUUAAAGUAAUGAUUACAGGCAAACAUCAUAUGAUACUGUAUAUUAUACACGUAGCUAAAAUACUAUAUACACACACUUUGGUUAUGAACCUAAAUGUGACAUGAUAUGAAGUUAAAAAAAAAUAGGUGCAUGGUUAGUAAAAUGUCAAGCUUGACUAAAAAUAGAAAACGUUGAGUCACACACACAUGUGCACACACAGGGUGUUUUCUGAAAGGAGCAGUCAGGGAUUGUGAGUGCUGCCAGAGGCAGUUGUGGACCGGCAUGUGCCCCUCUGUGCCGCUGUGAGCCUGGUGACACUCAUACAGGGUAACCCAAGCGCUGCUCCUUCAGCUUCCUGCAAACACCCAGCACUCGUUUCCUCUUCUCACCAACACCAUUGAUAUCUGCACUGUUGUAUACUGCCAAGUAGACAUCUUUAGAUGAUAUGUCCUUUUGAAGACCCUUUAUAAGCACUUCAUAAAUACUACAUAGGUUAAUGCUUUUGUCUAUAAAAGUAAGCCUUAAGGUAUGCACUGUUAUUAUCAAUGCAGCUUAGUUUUGUCAGAAUUAGCGAUUAGGGUGUGUUUGUGCAGUGCUUAUGGCUUCAUAAAGGGCCACUUAUUCGAAUUAUGCUAAUUUUGACAUAGGCAGGUUGUUGGAAAAUAUUUUACAUAGAUGCUAUAGAUGGCACUUGUGGGUUUGUUUGUAGCCCAGUGUGAACAUUAAAAACAAUUGGAAUCUUGUAUGUAUAUCUAAAACAACAGUCGUUUAAAAAUGAUCCUACAGUCAGCAUAUACUGCCUCAUUAGCACAAGAAACUGAAUUUAGAUCAGUUCCAUUUUAAUAACUGAUCUGCCGUGAUUCGCUUCAUCAACCUUUCCAUUUGAAGCCGCAGCCGCAGGAGCCAUAAUCGCUAAUUUGCCUUGAGAAAAUUCAUCGCUAAGAGCCAACGAUGAGGAAAGGCCACUUUUCAGAGGUGCCUCCUGAGUCAUUCAUGUGAUGAUAUAAUGUCUGUGUCACAUUUGUCCAGAAUUUGGCUGAAUUGCACUGGAGUCAUUCUCCUUUUUAGAGCUUUUAGUCUCUUUACCCAUCAGCCUGCCAAAUGAUGUUCCUUUGCACUUUUAUGUUGUCUCACCACUGUGAAUGAGUCAAUGAGAAACUAAGAGCACUUAAGGAGUGAGUUGAACUGCCAGUGACUUUGAUUACGACUGCCACUGUUUUGCAUGCACAAAGCCACAUAUGAAUGUGUAAGAGAAAACUAAAGCACUGAGUAGUGCAGUGGGACUUGAGAGACGUUUUCAGCGCAAAUGAUACUGUCAGUUAAAAUGAGUUCACUGUGAGGAUCUGUGAAUAACCUUGUGUCUGAGCUGUAUGUUCUAUCCCAAAUGUUCAAAUAAGAAAAAAUUAAUAAGUAAAAUAACAAGAGAAACCCCAAAUUCAAUUUGCAAAUCCCCCAAACUGUGAGGAUAUUUAAACCUAAAUACUGUAAGAACAAAACAGGAGUAAUUAAAUUGUAAAAAAGAGGUUAUAGAUUUUCGUAUUACUUAUGAAGCUGAAUAGUGGAGAUUCAGACACAUGGUACAUACAACCACACCUGUAUUUGUCUUAUAGAGAGAUGAAAAUAAACUCCAAAAUCAUUAA